Talaromyces stipitatus ATCC 10500 is the source of this 2052-nucleotide messenger RNA. RefSeq names its product SH3 domain protein. The transcript has 2 exons. Bases 1 to 2052 code for a protein of 683 amino acids. The record is from RefSeq and is a predicted model, not a curated record. NCBI's taxonomy places the organism in Eukaryota, Fungi, Ascomycota, Eurotiomycetes, Eurotiales, Trichocomaceae. Gene Ontology annotation, molecular function: protein binding.
AUGUCGCACGCCCAUCUUCACCGUCAUGCAAAACGCGAUUUCAUAUCAGAUAUUGAGAGUUUCUUUGGAGUCGGUGGUGGAAAUAGCUCCCCCGAUCAACAAACGGUAACAGCACCGGUCGUUUACGUGACUGCAUCGCCUACCUUCACUGGUGCAAUUGGUGGUUAUGUUACAGGCACUCAGCCGCUUGACACUCCUGCAGAGUCAACUUCAACAGCAGGAAAGGGUAAUCCUGUAGCCCAAUCAACCACACACACAACGACAAUUCCCCAUUCGGAUAAGACAACCACGACCACCAAGGCUCCAGAGACCACAACUCAUGCUCCGUCAACCACGUCGACUACAUCGACUCAGUCGACUCAGUCGACAACUUCAACUACGUCUUUAUCGGAUCUGUUAACCACCACUACCGAGCCUCCCCAGACAACUUUCUUGACGUCCUCUUCCACACAAUCCCAGUCUUCCACUACUUCGUCAACGGGUACUGUGUUAGAUCAAUUUCCUUCUCCAACUGCUUCUGCCACAACAUCUGCUGCGGCAUCCGCUUCCAAUGGUCUCACAGGAGGUGCCAAAGCGGGAAUUGCGAUUGGUGUUUUAUUUGGAGUGGGUGUUAUUGCUGGAUUGGUUCUGUUCUGGUUGCACAAGCAGAGGAUGAACAGAGAAGAAGCAGCUGCCGCCGCUGCUGCUGCCGAAAAUGAAAAGUUCACCCCAAGUCAGCCUCCUCCUAUGACCAGCGCUCCGCCACCACAGUCAAUAGCAGCUUAUUCCACUUCACCAACGAGUCAGACCGCUCCUCAAGUCAGCUUGCGUCCAAUCACUCAGUUCAAUCCUUUAUUCAAUCAGCCUGCUGGAGCCAAUCCUUAUAUCGCUGGUGCUGCCGGUUCUGCUGGCGCCGCGGCUGCUGGUUUGCAAGUCAAUCAGCCAGCUGAACGUCCAUAUAAUGGCUCAGCACAUGUUCCCCCGCAGUCUCCUCGUCAAGAUCCAUUUACAGAUCCAGUCAAUCCAUUUGAUAAUGGAGCGCAAGCCCCCUCUCCUCCUUUGCCCCCGGCCAAGGACGCAUCAUCCCCGGUCAGAGAUUUGACACCUUCGCCUACCGGAAGUACUCACAACUUGCCUAGUCCUGUCACCGAAGAAGGCCCAUCUCCUGGAUCUGCAGAAGCUGGCGCUGUCGGUGCAGUCGCGGAAGCUGCUGUUGGAGCUGCUGCUGUCGCCGCCGUGGCCGCUGCAAAGUCUGAAGAUAAGCCAGCCGAACCACGGACUCCUUCACCUGAAUACGUUGAAGGUACUGGAUCACGACCUCAAUCUCCUGUUGUUGGUGGGGCUUCAGUUGUUAGUAACGUUCACCGAGUGCAAAUGGACUUUACACCCUCCUUGGCUGAUGAAAUGGAACUUCGUGCGGGUCAACUUGUGAGACUCUUGAAGUCGUACGAUGAUGGAUGGACUCAAUGCUCUAGCAUGGAUGGCUCAGUUAAGGGUAUAGCACCACGCACAUGUCUCUCCGCACGACCGCUCCAGCCUCGACGCCCACCUGGAAGUGGUGGUCCUAAUGGCCCUGGUCCUCGUGGUCCACCCGUUAUGGGACCCAAUGGGCUGAAUGGAAGACCCAUGUCCCCAGCAGGUAGCGGCAUGGGACCUCCACCGCAGAUGCGAGGAGCUCCUCCCCGGUUCUACAAUGACGGUCGCCCUAUGACCCCAACUGGCUCCGGAAUGCCGCAAUUUCCACCUCCUCCUGGCACUCCACGAUCCAUGUCACCUGGACCCGGUCGGGGAAGCAUUGACGUUCCGCGCCCAUUGACCCCCGGAGGCUCGCGUCCAGCUAGUCCAGCCGGAGGACGAUCACGUAGCAACAGCGCAAGUGUCGCUCAAACGGGUGGACGUCCUCCCGUGCACCGAGGAAGUCAAAGUCCGUUAGCUCCACCAACUGGUCCUUUACCUGGUCCUCCUGCGCAGCCUGUUCAAACUCCCACCGGACCUCCAGCACCACCGCAGGUUCAAGUUAAUGGACGUCCUGAGUCGCCUAUUGAGAGAAAACCUGUCCCCGGUCAGCAAUAG